Molecule: messenger RNA, 1113 nt
Organism: Adineta ricciae
Lineage: Eukaryota; Metazoa; Rotifera; Eurotatoria; Adinetida; Adinetidae
Source: the annotation of a GenBank genome assembly
AUGGCGUCUUCCAGUCGUCGAGCGUCGCACGACAAUUAUUACUCAGUUACAAUUUUCAAUGCAGAUAAACACCGCAGAAACUCUAUCGAUGAUACUGUAAGCGAUUCUCGACGUCUAUCGACUGAUACAAAUUCUCCGUCUUAUCAUGCGCAAGCAAGAGUAAUUGCACAUGGUCCACCUGUGGCUUUCUUCGGUAGUUGUGUGAUCGAUGAUGUCUUCUACAUACAUGGUGGAGUGCGAACACGUGCUGAUCAUGCACCAUCAAAUCGCAUGUUCAAAUUUCAGAAUAAUACUUGGACAGAAAUCACGACUCCAGAUUCUCCAAGCCUCUCUUACCACCGGUGCUUGGCGAUGAACAAUGGUCAAUACAUAGUAACGAUUGGUGGAUGGGAUGGAUCGAAACGAAAAGCAGAUGUGUAUAUUUUCGAUGUUGCUAAUGCUGUUUGGCAUUAUGCGCAUGCACCAGGUUUUCCUAGUGAUGGCGGCUUGAACAAUCAUGCAGUUAUUCCAUUCAAAUCUCACAAUGAAGGUAUUCUUGUUAUCGGUCGAGAUGGUAGUUUGAGAAUGCAGCGUAAGCAUGGGGAUGCCUAUUGCUUACGCGGAGAUCCAGCGAAGCGCGCCUUUCGAUGGGAACAAUAUCCUAUUGGGGUCGCUUCUCGUAGUGGUCAUACUUUGAUUGGGCAUGGAUCAUCAAUGUACAUUAUGGGUGGUCGUGCUGAUCAUCUUAUUCAACGUUACACUGGUUUACCAGUCGAAAAUCAAUCGAUAUGUAAUCAUCUCUAUUCGGAUCUGAAGGAAAUGAUUAAAUCAAAUGUUCUAAUACCUAUGAAAAAGCUACCAUCGACUCGUAAAGAUCACACUAGUAUUCCGUGUGGUUCGGACUUAGCUAUUGUUUAUGGCGGCGAAACAUUCGAUGGCAGAUUGCGCGAACCAUCCAAUGAAUUAUUCGUAGUAUCUCUCGAUACUCAUGAACAUUGGUACAAUCUAGGACGAAUCGAAUUCGGACGACAAGGUCAUAGUAUGGUUAAUGCUAAUGAUCAGUUAAUUGUUCAUGGCGGUUUAGGAAGAGCUGGUGUGUGCGAUGAAACAUUUGCUAUUGAUCUUAUUAGAUAA